AUGUCGGAUAACCACUCUGAAUCGGAACCGAUCCCCGUAGUAAUUAACGGUGCUUCACCUUCAGUAAUCGACUCUUCUGAUUUUGUGUCUGCGAGACUCUCAGAGGAUAUAAAUCAUAGCUUAUCGAUUUCAGAUUUGCCCGCAUCAGUUCAGAGAAAGCUCGACCAACCCAUGUCACCACUUUCCCUUUCGGAAAAUUCUACACCUACCAAGUCUGUGUUGAACCCUAUUAACUUCUCUGCUUCUCAUCAGCCCUUGCCCUCCCCUGCAACGGAGAAGGCCAUCGAAAGUAUUACCCCAAUGUUGGAAGGAUUCGCGCCGAAGACAAGCGCUGAAGAGAGUGAAAGUGGAGUUGCUUCCAUUAGCAGCAGCGCUACCAGUAGCCAUGCGUUAACUCCACAAGCCCUACAAGAACACGAAUUUCGUCUGCAUUUGCCCAAGUCUAGAACUUCCUCCCAUGGUGCCCACACUGUGUUGGAUGGAUUCUCAACGUCUUCGAUUUUGAAAAAGACAAUCUCGAAUUCCUCAACUGGAUCCCGCAAGUCUGUGUCUAUACAUAGAGAUGAUCUGCCCAAAUUGCCCAUUAUAGGAAAGAUUGGUGUUUGUGCUAUGGACGCUAAGGUAAUGUCCAAGCCGUGCCGUAGAAUCCUCAGUAGAUUAAUCGAAAAUGGUGAGUUCCAGACAGUCAUCUUUGGUGAUAAAGUUAUUUUGGAUGAGGCUAUUGAAAACUGGCCGACUUGCGAUUUUUUGGUCAGUUUUUUUUCCACAGGUUUUCCUCUUGAAAAGGCAAUUAAGUACGUCAAUCUUAGAAAACCUUAUAUGAUUAACGAUUUGGUUUUGCAAAAGGCUCUUUGGGACAGAAGAUUGGUAUUGUCGGUAUUGAACUUUGCUGAUGUGCCAACCCCAGAAAGAUUAGAAAUUAGUAGAGAUGGAGGUCCUCACCUUGAUGAUGAAUUAAAAGAAAAAUUGAAGGAAGGUGGGGUUACAGAAGAUCAAUUGUAUGCUUUAACCAACCAAACCGAACCUCAUUGGGAAAUGAUCGAUGAUGAUACUUUACUUGUGGGCGACAAAAUCUUGAAAAAACCAUUUGUAGAAAAACCAGUAGAUGGAGAAGAUCACAAUGUGUACAUAUACUAUCCUAAGUCUACUGGAGGUGGUGGUAGAAGACUUUUCCGUAAAAUUGGUAAUAAAUCUUCAGAAUUUGAUCCUGAAUUAUCAACUCCAAGAACAGAAGGUUCAUAUGUUUAUGAAAAAUUCAUGGAUACUGACAACUUUGAAGAUGUCAAGGCAUAUACCGUAGGACCGACAUUCUGCCAUGCAGAAACCCGUAAAUCUCCAGUCGUGGAUGGAAUUGUCAGAAGAAAUACUCAUGGAAAGGAAAUUAGAUUCAUCACUGAAUUAAGUGAGGAAGAGACCAUCAUGGCCCAAAAGGUUAGUAAAAUAUUUCAACAGGCUAUUUGUGGAUUCGAUUUAUUACGUGUAAAUGGCGAUUCUUAUGUUAUUGAUGUUAACGGAUUCUCAUUUGUCAAGGAUAAUAACAAGUACUAUGAUUCAUGUGCCUCCAUUUUAAGAAACUUAUUUAUUGAAGCGAAGAAGUCUCGUGACUUGUUGAAGACAAAGAUUCCAAAACUGUCACAACUUCAUAAGGAUAGAUUUGAAGAGAAGGAACAGAAAUGGGUAUUGAAGGGUAUUGUUUCUGUAAUUAGACAUGCUGACCGUACUCCUAAGCAGAAGUUCAAGUACUCAUUCAAAUCUCCACUUUUCAUUUCAUUGUUGAAGGGCCAUAAAGAAGAAGUUAUUAUUAGAGCUGUACCAGAUUUGCAAGUAGUUUUAGAGACUGUAAAGGUAGCAGAGGAUAGAAAAUUGGAAGACUUGAAAAAAUUAGCUCAAUUGCGCAGGGCUUUAGAGAAGAAAAUGACAUUCCCUGGUACUAAGAUUCAAUUAAAACCAGCUCUAAACAAGGAAAAUCCAGAAAUCGUUGACAAGGUGCAAUUAAUCUUGAAGUGGGGUGGUGAACCUACUCAUUCUGCUAAAUUCCAAGCAACUGAUGUUGGAGAGCAAAUGAGACAAAAUAUUAAAUUGUUGAACCGUGAAGCAUUAAACGACGUUAAAGUUUUUACUUCUUCAGAAAGAAGAGUGAUCGCUAGUGCUCAAUUGUCAACCACUGCUCUCUUAGGAUUGGACGAAGAAGAAGAAUUACCAGAUGACUUUUUGAUUAUCAGGAAAGAUUUAUUGGAUGAUUCAAAUGCGGCCAAAGAUCUUAUGGACAAGGUUAAGAAAAAGUUAAAACCACUCUUGAGACAAGGUGCCGAAGCUCCUCCACAAUUUACUUGGCCACCUAAAAUGCCUCAGCCUUUUGUAGUCAUCAAAAGAGUUUGUGAGUUAAUGAACUAUCAUCAACAAAUCAUGGAGUAUAAUUUUGAAAAGAAGGACGUCUCGCUGUAUCAAAAAUACUGGUGUUGUGGAGAAGAUCCUAUCUUAUUUAAAGAAAGAUGGGAUAAAUUGUUCCAAGAAUUUCAAUCUGUUGAAAAGACUCAUCCUUCCAAGAUAUCUGAACUUUAUGAUACAAUGAAAUAUGAUGCAUUGCACAAUAGGCAAUUUUUGCAGAAAAUAUUUUCAUUUGACCCGGAUGAUGAGAUUUUAUUGGAAAGAUUAAGUAAAACAUGUGGAAGUACGAUAAAUUCUUCUGGAUUGGUUAGUGAAUAUCCAAUCAAUAUUUUGGCUAUGAACAACUUUAAAAUUCCGAAUGAAAGUAGAACACCUAAUCAAAACUCCAGUUCUGGAAGUUUAGCAUCAAACCCUUCGUCCUCUACUUCGAGUGGGAAUGUAUCUGCCUUAGCCAACUCUGUGACUCCUGCUUCCGCCGGAUCGUUAGGUUGGGUAUUGAAAGGGGUUAAUUCAACUGUUAAGUAUUCUUCAUCAAACAAUGAUUCCAAUACACAUAGAAAGAGAACUACAUCAGAUGAUGAAACUGAAAAUAGCCAAGAAGAAAACCUGGAGCCAGAAAAUUGUGAUCAUAACAAUCCAUUUGAUCAUCCAACAUUUGCUCGUUUAAGAGAGUUGUACAGAUUGUCGAAGGUAUUGUUUGAUUUUAUCUGCCCUCAAGAGUAUGGUAUUAAAGAUGAAGAGAAACUUGAUAUUGGUUUAUUGACUUCGUUACCCUUAGCCAAGCAAAUAUUAUCUGAUAUUCAAGAGAUGAGAGAGCAUGAUGAUGCUGGAAUGGUCAACUAUUUCACCAAGGAGUCCCACAUUUAUACAUUAUUAAAUGUUAUAUAUGAGUCUCAAAUACCAAUGAAAAUAGCUAGAAAUUCACUUCCUGAGUUGGACUAUUUAUCUCAAAUUGUGUUCGAACUAUAUGAGUCUGAUGAUUCAAGUGCACCUAGUGGUAAGAAGCAUUCAAUUAGACUUUCUUUAUCUCCAGGUUGUCAUACUCAAGAUCCUUUGGAUGUUCAAUUGGAUAAUGAUCAUUACAUAGGAUGUAUACCAAAGAUUAGUUUAACCAGACAUUUGGAUAUUGAUUUGGUUAUUCAAAGAUUGAAGACUAGAUUUUCAAGAGUUUCAUUGCCAAAGAAAUUUACACCUGUUAAUAUAUCUAGUCCUCUUACAAGUGGAAUCUAA
Messenger RNA from Dujonia railenensis, 3618 nucleotides. The record is from the annotation of a GenBank genome assembly. NCBI's taxonomy places the organism in Eukaryota, Fungi, Ascomycota, Pichiomycetes, Serinales, Debaryomycetaceae.